Apus apus (common swift) is the source of this 1966-nucleotide messenger RNA. RefSeq names its product phospholipid phosphatase 2 (gene PLPP2). The transcript has 6 exons. Gene Ontology annotation, biological process: phospholipid dephosphorylation; phospholipid metabolic process; signal transduction. Lineage: Eukaryota; Metazoa; Chordata; Aves; Apodiformes; Apodidae. The record is from RefSeq and is a predicted model, not a curated record. Gene Ontology annotation, molecular function: phosphatidate phosphatase activity. The coding region runs from base 307 to 993 and encodes 228 amino acids.
GGGGAGAGGAGAAGCCGGUGGGAGCACAGCCUGUGGGUAGGUGAGGUUGAGAAGCCAAGAACACCAGGGUCUGACCGUGCUGGGGCUGAGUCACCCACCAGCAUCUCUCACACCAGCUUCUGGAGAGCCAGUGCCCAGAGUCCUGCUGGGACCAGCUUCGGCCUGGGGGCCUUUCCCUGCUGUAAAACAGCAUCUCUGCCCUUCGUCAUCCUGACACUGGUGAACUCCCCAUACAAGCGGGGCUUCUACUGCAGCGAUGACUCCAUCCGCUACCCCUACAAGGCAGACACCAUCACUCAUGGCCUCAUGGCUGGAGUGACCAUCACCUGCACUGUUGUCAUUAUCUCAUUAGGGGAGGCUUAUCUGGUCUACACGGAGCGCCUCUAUUCCAAAUCAGAGUUCAACAGCUACCUGGCUGCCCUCUACAAGGUGGUGGGGACCUUCCUCUUUGGCGGGGCCAUCAGCCAGUCCCUGACUGACCUGGCCAAAUACAUGAUCGGCCGCCUGCGGCCAAACUUCCUGGCUGUCUGCAAUCCCGACUGGUCCAAGGUGAACUGUUCCAUCUAUGUGCAGCUGGACAAUGUCUGCCAGGGAGAGAGCAGGAAUAUCACCGAGUCCAGACUAUCUUUCUAUUCUGGACACUCCUCCUUCGGGAUGUACUGCAUGAUGUUCCUGGCGCUCUAUGUGCAGGCCCGGCUGGUGGGGAAGUGGGCCCGACUGCUGCGUCCCACCAUCCAGUUCUUGCUCAUCGCCUUCGCCAUCUAUGUGGGCUACACCCGGGUGUCCGACUACAAGCACCACUGGAGCGAUGUGCUGGCAGGGCUGCUCCAAGGGGCUCUCAUUGCCGUCCUCAUUGUCCGCUACGUUUCUGACUUCUUCAAGCACCGUCCGCCCCGGCAGUGUGACGAGAAGGACCCGGAGCGCAAGCCCAGCCUGCCGCUCACCAUGAGCGACCCCGACCGCAAUCACUACAGCUACCGGGGCACCCCGUGAGCUGCAGCCCUGCCCCUGCCCUCACCACCACCGCCCCUGCUGCAGGGGAAUGGGGUCGCUGCCUCUGUGUUCAACUGCUGGCUCCACGGCUCCGGUGCUGCCGCAGGUACCUGCGGGACGGCCCUGCCCAUCCCCGCACUCCUGGCUCCCCGUGUUUGCCGGUGGCCCUGCGAUUCCCAACACCCUGCCUGUGGGAAGGGGAGGUCCUUGGUCCCUUGCUGUGUCUGAGUCACACUCCAAGGCUGCCAUCCCAGCCCUCCACGUGGAGGGAGGGAGGGGAGGGUGGCACGUGGGGGUGGAUUUAUCGGGCUGGCAAACCACACCGAGCGAAGAGCAAACUUGUUGGGAAGUCUGAGGUUGCCUGUGCUGAGUGUGUGUUAUCCCUGUCAAAUUACCCAGCCUUAUGAGUACAAAUCCUCACAAGCACAGGGGGAGGAGGACAGCUGCUGGGUUAGCAAUACUUUUUUGGAAAGGAUUAAAGCAAUCCAGAGCUUGUCUCUGUUCCCUGAUUACCUUUAAAAGCAGUCCUGGCUGCCAGCAGCUGAUGUGAGUGGAGGGUGCAGGGGCAGGCUCAGGCUCCACUCUGCUCCAGUGGUGCUGGAUGCUGUGGUGCUGGGAGCAAGGCUUCCUGCACCCUGCCUGCUUUGCUCCUGGCUUGGGGCGAGGGAAUGCUCCAGCCUUUGUCUCUCCUGCAGCUUCAGCUGAUGCUUUAGGGAGGGUGGAGGGGGGGAGAGAGAUGGGGAAAGGGAGAAGUUUUCUGUGGUAAAGGAAAAUAAAUGGGGAUCUGGAGCUGAAUGCAGGACUCCAAAUGCCCUGGGAAGGUGGAGAAUGGGUCUCGGAGUAGUCCCAUCGCUGACACGCAGCUUCCUCCGGCACUAGAACACUGUGGGCCUCUUUUUAAACUACAUGCAUUUUCAUUAUGAUGUGUUUUUAUAAAUAUGUGUGUUUUUUAAAUUAGAUCAUCCUUAAAGAA